This is a messenger RNA of Salvelinus namaycush (lake trout), 354 nucleotides long. Its product is annotated as glycoprotein hormones alpha chain 1-like. The record is from RefSeq and is a predicted model, not a curated record. The transcript is spliced from 3 exons. Gene Ontology annotation, cellular component: follicle-stimulating hormone complex; extracellular region. Lineage: Eukaryota; Metazoa; Chordata; Actinopteri; Salmoniformes; Salmonidae. Gene Ontology annotation, biological process: thyroid hormone generation; positive regulation of steroid biosynthetic process. Gene Ontology annotation, molecular function: follicle-stimulating hormone activity. Bases 1 to 354 code for a protein of 117 amino acids.
AUGUGCUUGUUUAAAUUAACUGGAGUGUCCCUCAUCCUGUCCAUACUUCUGUAUAUCGCAGACUCUUAUCCAAACAGUGACAUGACAAACAUGGGCUGUGAGGAAUGCAAACUCAGGGAGAACAAAGUCUUCUCAAACCCGGGCGCCCCUGUCUAUCAGUGUACAGGCUGCUGCUUCUCCAGAGCUUAUCCAACCCCACUACGGUCCAAGAAAACCAUGUUGGUCCCAAAGAACAUCACCUCUGAAGCCACAUGCUGCGUUGCAAAAGAAGGGAAAAGGGUGGUGGUCGACAACAUCAAGCUGACGAAUCAUACAGAGUGUCACUGCAGCACUUGUUAUCACCAUAAGUCAUAA